Messenger RNA from Sporisorium graminicola, 5034 nucleotides. RefSeq lists its product as uncharacterized. Gene Ontology annotation, cellular component: nuclear pore. NCBI's taxonomy places the organism in Eukaryota, Fungi, Basidiomycota, Ustilaginomycetes, Ustilaginales, Ustilaginaceae. The record is from RefSeq and is a predicted model, not a curated record. The transcript has a single exon. The coding region runs from base 1 to 5034 and encodes 1677 amino acids. Gene Ontology annotation, molecular function: protein binding; structural constituent of nuclear pore.
AUGCCGCUGCCAUACACCCCCUAUAAGCUGGCGACAGCAUCGCUUGCGGCUCAAGCAUCACCCGCAGCCAGCCAUGGCCGCGAUGAAGAUGCCAUUGCCGUUCCCACUCCUCAGCAUCCAGGUGUCGACAACGAACCCGAACCCAUCAGCGUCGCUCACCAUCACGCCGUAGAUGCUCGUCUCUACUUUCCUUCGUCUUCAUUCAGCACCGCCUUCGACGGCGGCUACGUUCUCGCCCGUGUCGUUGCGGGAGGUCGCGAGUUGCAGCUGCUCUGGUCGACUAUCGAGGACCAGGAUGCUGCUGCGGGGCCCUCUUCCAAGGCGCUUGCCACGAAACAGCACACCUUCUCAGCAUCGCUCAGUCCAAAGCUGGCAUCGGAGUCAGCACGCACUUUCCUCUUUCCAGCGCCGUUGCUUCCUGGUCUGGGCCUGUUCUCCGAUCCGGCUUCCAACCGCCUAUAUGUGAUUGCAGUUACCACCACCGGCUAUCUCUACCGACUCGUCUUCUCCGCACCCCAUCUCUUCCACGACGCACGACUGGCAUCCGACUGGUCAUCUGAAUACCGCAUCCAGCACAUUGCCUCAUCUGACUCGGUUCUCACCACCUCGAUUCGUGGCGCAGCAAACGCAGCUCAGCUCUACGUCGUCGAUUCCGGGCUUGCUCUCGUCACAUGCGCGGAUGGCACCAUCGUCAAACUCAGCCGCUCCAUCUCUGGAUCCAGAGACGCAAACGACGGCGCGUGGAGGGAGAGCGUUCUCCGACCAACCUCGUUCCUCUCUGGUGUUUCUCGCUUCUUUGGCAGAUCCAAUGCCAUCUCGGAUUCCGAGUCCUCUCCCACCUACGCCCUCUCCCUCGACGUCUUCCCCGGAGAAGUUGGCAGUGCUAUGGCGUUCGCUGCAAGCCGUGACCGCAAGCUCCGGGUGUGGAACUUGCUCACCGACUCGUGCAUCCGUACCAUCGACCUUCCUCUGCAGGUGGAGUCAGCGACAUCCAACGAGAAGCAGUUAAUCGUUGCCGAGGACGACAGGUCCUCAACUCUCGAGGCGUCCGAGACACAAGCCUACUUCAGCACCGUGUCCCGACCUUUCGUCAAAGUGUUCACACCUGGGUCCAACGAUAAAGACGGCUACGCGCUCUACGUUCUCGCCUACAUCCCGGCCUCGCCGCCCUCUGGCAACUUCUUCGCAUUGUAUGGCGUCGAGCUCGAAGACACAAAGGGUUCCUCUGGAGGACUUGGCGAGGUGACGCUCUUGUGGCAGAAGCGCUGCGAUGCCGAAACACGCGGCCGCAACGUCGAGCUUCGCGACGUCGUCUUCACCCCUCAAGGCGAGCGUGGGGAUGGCUGGGUGAUGUGGGCGCUUUGGGAUGCUGGCGCCGGUCCCGUUCUCAAAUAUGCCAAAGUCGGUGUCGAAGCUGCCAACCCUGACGAGAGCUCCAUGAGCGUGCGAUCUGUUGCCGAAGACCUUUCCAAGGACGAUUGGAGGACCGUCUCCUCGGAGCGCGUCUACAGACCCCUCCACGGCGAGGACUUUGAGGCGACGCUCGAAGCGACAAAGGAGGUCAUCGACGCCGCAGACAUCUUUCUCGAUCGGGUGCUCGAGCCUGGCCGUUUCUCUGAGGCCACUCUGCGACUUGCGCUUUCGACAUACAAGGAAGUUGCAUCGUCUACGGUUCAUGCCCCAUCAACCUUGUUCGCCAGUCUCCGAGACGAGGUGGCAUCUGUCGUUGCUAGCGGCUGUCGUCUCGAGAACGACCCGCGAACGGGCGGGCCAAUGUACGAGAAGCUCUAUGCUUCGCGUGUCCGCGAGUGGAUGCGCUUCGUCGGCCUUGCAGAGCAGAUCGAGACGGCCGCGCGCUGGCCGAUCGGCUUGUCGCUUCCAGCCGGCAGCUUCGACGGGGCCAAGGAAUCCAGCGAAGCAGUUGUGCCUCUGGUGAUUGGCCGAGACACGAUCGCACUGCCUAUCAAUGAAGAUGAGGCCAGCGUCGUCGAGCGUCUGCAACGGACCCUAUUUGCGACACAUAGCAAGCCCCGCUCGGGCACGUCGCUUGCCGCCGACUCUGCUGGCGAAGAGCGCGCUCUACUCAUCCACGCUGCGGAUUCACACCCGACCAACAUCCUCCCCACGCUUGGUCGAACGUCUGCUACCGUGGCCGAAGUGCUGACCUUGGUGGAGUCCGCCUCGGAUCUCGCCGCCUGCUUCACUGCCCCUGAACUGGAAGCGUUCGCCGCUGGUCUACAAAACCUGCUGUCCGAGCCCCUCACGGUUUCCGUCAAAGAGGCCAUCGCCGAUGUCUGGAGCAACAACUUUGCCUCGCUCGGUGGCGAGGAGGCGAGCGAAAUCGUUGCCCGUAUUGCCUCCGACCUCGGCGCCAGCCUCGAUAGCACGUUGACAGAUAUGGCAAUCUUGCUGAGCGAGACCACCAGCCACGCCGACAAACUUACUUCAGCAAGCUCAAUUGCUUCCACCGACUUGGGCUCUGCGGUCACAGCAGACGCGCUGAUCCAGACCCUCGCUUCGCGCCAUCGCCUCGCGGUUUCGUUCAUGCUCCUGCUCACCGCCUUAGCUGCGGAGGACAGGAUGGCGGAUCUCGUCGAAAACGAGAGCAGGCAGAUCGGUGCUGCGCUCAGCAUCUUCCAGUCGCUCAGCGCUGCUCUGCAGCUGGCACGUACGGAUGCUGCGGUCCAAGUCGCCGGCAGCAUCAAUGAUGCAGCCGAAACGGACUCGAUCGUGGCCAAGCUCAACCAGAUGUCGGUGGCCGGACGCAAGAGUCGCGAGCCGCACCACUUCACCGCCCCGACGCUGCUGCACCAGUGCGUGCGCGACGAGCUUCUGAACACGUCCAAGGCGACUGGAAAGACGGGCGCACUGAGCCUUUCGGUCAAGUGGGCCGUGCUCAGCAGCCUCUGGUCUCUCGGCCUCACCGAUCUGCGGGAAUCAUUGCCCGCUGGAGCAAAACCGUUGUUGCCCUACCUCACCGACCGACACACUUCAGUUGCAUUCGCCAUCUUGGUUCAAGGCUAUCCGUUGGCGGCCGAGACGUUCCUCGCUAGCUUCCCAGAGACGCCGGCUGGCGAGUACGUUCGAGCGCGCGCGCUCGUGCAGAUGCAGAGACUCGACGACGCGAGUGAAUCGUUCGAAAAGGUGGUCAGCGCGCUCGAGCUACCCAACAGCACCAGAAGUCGGGCGGCAAGCGGGCUGUUCGAACUGCUUCCCUCCUCGAUCGUGCUUGCCGAAGGAGAGGAGCGCGUUGCCGCAUACUAUCGCCAUGUGGCGCUCUUCUUUGAGCCGUUCGAGGCGAUUGAGCACGUCAUCCGGUUCUGCCAGGCAAGCAUCGACGCCGUUGGAACCUAUGCGGACGACGGACCGGCGAAAUUGGGCUUGGGCGAGGCAGGAACAGACGCCACCAAGGCGUCUGCACCCAAGGAAGUGUGGUUCAAGAUCUUCCGCUGCCAGCUCGCGCUCGACGACUUUGAGGCAGCGUAUGCCACGGUCAUGGCGACGCCGUACGAGGGCGUGCGGAAGGAUUGUCUCCGCAACCUCGUCAGCGUCAUGUGCGAGGAGGGACACAUUCAGCCCCUGCUUCACUUUACCUUCCCGGGUCUGCAGAGCGAGGUGGAAAAGACGCUCUCUUUCAAGGCACGCAACUCGGAUCCAUUGUCGGUGCCCAACUACUACGCGGUGCUGUACUCAUAUCACGUCUUCCGUGGCGAUCUCAAGUCGGCGGGAGCGGUCAUGUACCAGCACGCCGAGCGACUGGGCGAGCUGCACCGGUCGGUCUCGGCGAGAGGCGACGGGAUCGACCCGCUGGAGCGCUUCAUGGUCGUGGCGGUGGAGCAGGCGCAGAGCUAUCUGGCCUCGAUCAAUGCGCUGACCAUGCUGCAACACGAGAAUGCGUGGUUUGCGCACGCGGCGGAUGCCUCGCACUCGGAUGCGGCGGACGGCAGCGAGUCGCUGUUCGAGCCGUCGACGUCCGUGCGUGCUGGUGCGGCGGCGGGCAAGCAGACAAGCAGCCUCACGCGGUACAUCCCCGCGUCGGCGUACAGCAAGCGUGUGCGCGAGAUCAGGGUGGUGUCGGUGGACGAUGUGCGACGCGAGUACUCACUGGCGCUGGCCAGGCUCGAGCUGGUCAAGCGCUAUCCGGAUCUGGCGUACUCUACGACGGUGCUUCGACCGUCGGAUGCGGUGCUGCUCUUUGUCAACAGCGACUCGUUCGACUCGGCGUUCAACAUGGCAUGGAGCUUGGGCGUCGACAUGACGCCCAUCUUCGCCGCACUGACGGUCAAGGCCGUGGCAUUGUCGAGGGCCAAGCUGGAACGCGAUGCACUCAAGCGCAAGGGCGGCGCCGAGGCUGCGAACGGUACUGGGGAUGACGUUCACCCGGAGAUCGCUGAGCUCUUGGAGGCGGAUGAAGACCUGUUGGAGCCGGAAGCGGUGUUCUUGACGCUGUCAGAAAAGUCGGCGAGCUGGGCGGGGUGUGCUGCAGACCGCGCCUGGAGGUUCGUGCGCUACCAUUUGGAGAUGUACGAUUCGGAAGAGGACGGCAAGUACUACCGGGUGGUGCUGUCGCGCAUCUCGGCGCUGGACCAUGCGGUGACGCCGGAGUGGUUGACCGAGUGGUUCACCCGCACGCACAACAGCGACGUGCUGCUGCGCAUCUGGAUCCAGCACCAGCUGGUCGUCGAAGCGGCGCAGUUUGCCACCAAGUGGCUGCAGGACGCCACGGCUGAGGCCAACAGUCUGACGCGCGCCCACGAGCAGUACAUCUCGAACCACAUCAUCGACACGCUUCUGGUCAAUCUGGACGCCAAGACAGGCACCGUUGUCGCGUCGAAACGCGAGCAGGCGGCCAAGGCCAAGGUGGCACUGCAACAGGCGCGCAAGAAGCACAUUGAGGCGCUGGCGGCUCGCUCGAGGACGCUCAAGCGACAGGCGGAACAGGAUGCGUUCCGACAGGAGAAGCGGCGCGAACAGCAGCAGCAGCAGCAGGGGGAAGCGUUUUCUAGAUCGGCGGCUGGCCUGCGUGCUUUCUAA